AUGGAACAGAGAACAAAAGAGUUGGAAUUGAUAUUGAAUGAGUUCUUCACCUUGGACGCAGGACAUCCAAAGCGAAAGGAGAUGGACACAUUCCUUAUGAGUUACAAAUCACAGAAGGAUUCAUACGAGCAUGUUAAACAUUAUAUGACACACUCUAGCAAUCAAUAUGUAUACUGGUUCGCUCUGUCCAUCGUCGAGGACAAGGUCAUCAGAUCAUGGUCUUCAAUAUCAAGUCAAGGGCAGAACGACAUUAAAGGAUUCCUCUUUGAUCUAUACAUAAACAAUAAGACACUGCCUCCAUUCGUAUUCAAGAAGCUUGGACAGGUUAUAGUGGAUAUUGGAAGGAUAGACUUUAAUCAGAACUCACAGGAAUAUAUGAUGAAUAUUAUGUCAUUGGUUAGGAAUCCAGCAAUGGGCGUAAAGGGUGUCAAUCUAUUGCAGUAUAUAUCGGAGGAGUUCAUCACCUCCAAAGAGGUGUUGACACAGCAGAAGAAGGACAGUCUUAAACGACUACUACUGGAACAUGUACCGGCCAUCCUCGACGUGCUGACCAAAUACCUCGAUCAACUAUUCGAUCAGAACGCACUCAAAAAGUCCAAGACUGACGUUGGUCUGCCCUUCCAAGUCGGCUCACCCGACACCAACACCUACUCAUUCAACAUCAGUCAAGAGGCCAGGAAUCUGACCAAAGCAGUCUUUGAUGCACUACUUUGUUACUUCUCUUGGAUACCUUUGAAUGAACUGUUGACACCAUCAUUGUUGGAGAUGUUGUUCAAGUAUAUUAGGAUCGAGCGAAGUAGUAUUCAGGCAUUGACAUGCUUGAAUGAGAUACUGUCCAAGAACUGCGUGCCCAAGGAGUUUGAGCAGUUCCUGCUGCGCAUCUUCCAUCAGAUCUUCUCGUUGAUGACCGAUAUCACGACGGGCAAUGGCAUCGCAGCGUACAGCGGCGAGUUCAUCGAGAAGUUCACGCAGUUCAUCUCACUGUUUGUUGCCAACCACUUGAAGCGCGUGGAGAACAACCCCAGCUUCCACAUCACCAACUUCCUCGGCCUGCUGUUCCAGUACACGUUCAUCCAACAGUCGGUCGAGGCGUUCGACCUGUGUCUAGAUAUCUGGAUGAUGUUCCUCGACUGUCUGCUGACCAACGGUCGCGAGCAGUCGCUGCCCGGCUCCAGCAAGUACACCGACGGUCUGAUCAUGUUGCAGUCGGAGCUUGUCAAGCGUGUGCUCAACGCCUACAACAGUCAACUGGCGCAGCUGGACGACUGUGAAGAGGUUGACAACGAGAUGGAGCCCAUCGCCUCCCAACACGACCUAUUCAUUCGCGACUGCAUCGAGAUCAUAGUCAAGAUCACAGAGAUAUAUCCAAACAAAGGAUUGGAGAACCUUUAUCCAUUGUUUGCACAGAAUGUAACGACCUUCUUUGGAAAGCUUGAGGAGCUGAUACAGAAUAGGACGAUCGAUCAGAAUGAUAGCAAACUGCGUACAUCCAACUACAUCUAUCAAAAGCUGAUCGACAUGUGUGCUUUCUCAUCCAUCAACGCCACAUUCCGAUUCGGUAGUGAAUGGGAGAAGUUACAAGUACAGAUACUAAACACAUUGAGAUCAUUCAGUUAUUGGCUUGGAGAGUAUGGUAACCAGGUUAGAGCAUCACCAGCGCAGCAACAGGAGUUUGACACAAUUGUACAGAAGUUGAUCAGCACAUUGGUUCAGAUGUUUGAUCGCACAGUGCCAGAGAAGGUGGCUACGGCAUCUGGACGACUGAUGAUGUCGCUGGCCAUCACCACCAAGCCCCUCAACCUGUUUGCUCAGAUGGAUGGCAUCAUUUGCAACAUACACAACAUAUGCACGCCGCUGCCUGUGUCGGUACAGUGCGUCGUGUACUCGGCCGUCUGCAACGCCAUCCUCAACCCGCCCUCCAACGUCAAUCUCAGCACACAGUUUGACUCGAGACGACCCAAGUGCUCGCCAUUCAUUAAGGGCAUCACUGGCCCCUAUCUGGAGAUCCCCCAGAUACCCGGUCUCGUGGAGAACAAGAUCUUUAUGAAGGAUGAAGUCAUACAGCGUGUGCAGCGCGUACUCAAGAUACUGACGGCGGUCAUCAAGUCUGUUCCCGACUCUAACCUUGCCAAAGGUAUCCUUCACGAUGCUAUCCAAGACACACUUGGCGUCACUCUUGGUCUAUUCCGCAUCUACGUCAACAAGCCAGACAUACUCGAGUCCAUCCUCGACUUCUUCUUCACACUCUUUGAGUCCCUCAAGUCCAAAGUUGGAGUAGCAUUCACUCAACAAACAAUCUCGACAUUCCUCGAGAUACUUGGAGGCAACAAUAUUAAGAACCUGCUGGGAUCGGGAUCAAACGAGACUGGCAACGUUAUUAUUAAGAAACUGAUUGAGAUAUUGACAUUCGUCAUUCAGACCUAUGGUCAUUCAUUUGACACAUUGCUCUCGUCAAUCAUUCAGUUCUCAAUGGAGCACAUCUACCCUGUGAUCAUCAACUCUACCAAUGUGCUCCGUCCACUUUUCUUCACACUCCUCUACUCCAUCCUUGACAAUCAUUGGAAACACUUCUUCCCCUCAUCCACCUCAUCCUCCUCCUCCUCUUCCUCCUCCUCAUCCACCAAUGCGCUGAUGUUCGGUAACACUAGCAACAGUAAUGGCAUUGUAGUUGUGGCAAAUGGAAAUGGCAAUGUCAAUGGCAAUGGACAUGUUAAUGGACAUCAUGACAGUGCAGCAUCACAGAGACAACUCGAGUCGAUCAUGAUGGCAUUCCAGACGACAUUCCAACAGAACGAUGUAAAUUUAUUCAAGCAGAACCUGGACUACUUUGACAAACUCAAUGCCAAGUAUAAGCUCUACGAGCGUAUCACAAUGCAAGAGAAGGUCUUUGGCUGCUCGUUCGUUGCCGUCUUCUUUGACAUCCUCCUCUCCAAGUCACACAGUGUCCAUUCCGAGGAAAUCAUCAACACCAUAUAUAACUUUGCUUCCGUUGACUUUAAUCGAUUCUUCAAUGAUUUCUUCAACACAUAUCUCAAUCAGAAGAAUAUAAAUGAUGAGCAUAAACGAUCGAUUAGGACCAACUUCACAGCGGACAGGGACCAGCCAACAUUCAACAAGAACAUGAACCAGUUCGUCAAUGAUGUUUCCUUCUACACCUAUGUCAGCUCCUAA
Molecule: messenger RNA, 3171 nt
Organism: Acytostelium subglobosum LB1
Lineage: Eukaryota; Evosea; Eumycetozoa; Acytosteliales; Acytosteliaceae
Exons: 9
Coding region: 1-3171 (1056 amino acids)
Biological process (GO): protein export from nucleus
Molecular function (GO): nuclear export signal receptor activity
Source: RefSeq, a predicted model, not a curated record